AAAAAAACAUUUAUAUUUUGUUGUUGGUAUUAUUCUGAGACAACUUUAAAAAAUAAUGAACGUGAGUAAUUCCACUUCCUAAUCGGAAAUAGGUACCUUCUCAUUGCGUCAAGGGUGGAAAUACAUUUUGAAUGAUUCACCUAUCUGUUCUUCGUAUAAUACGCUUAUCAGAAAGUAUUGCAUCGAAAACAACGUUCACUUAAUAUUAUCUGCCACAGAGAUAAGCAUGGCUUGUUCAUUGCCGUUUUACUAAUAAACAGGUUGCAAAUUGUAUUUUUAUAUAAAUGUCAAUAAAAUUUUAUUAAAUUUAUAGUAAUACAAAAAAGGUACCACAUUAAUAAAAAAGAGAGCGCCGUAAAGUUGUCAAGCGGUUCGCUAACUCCGGUAUUUUAAGGGAAAAGAAACUUUUGAAAGAUUAUGGAUAUCUUUUCAGUCACCCAUUUCAUGAUAGGAUUUGUCUUGUGGAAACUCUAUUAAAGCAAACAUAACUAGGAUAAAUAAAUAAAUCACAUCACUGGAAAAAAGAGAAGAAAUAAAUAUAAUAAAAAAAAACAUAACUAGGAACCAGAUUUUUACGCAUCAAUAUAAAUAAAAAUAUAACAUUUACAGAGCCUAAUACAGACGGUAUCAUAAGUACGCUGAAUCGAUACUUCACCGGGACUCAAACCUAAAACCUCAAAAUUGGCAUUGAAACAAGUAUAAAUAGGUACUGCAAGCUUGCUCUCUUUGGAUACUGAGGUAGAAUUAAAGCUAAUGUAAAACCAAUAACAUCUAAAAACGUUAAUUUGAAAACCCUUUAAACAGGGCGACGUAUUUUAGGACAAAGAAUUUGGCGCACCUAUCGUACCUACUUGCUAUCUUAUCAUAUCUACAGUUGAUAACACCAUAUCAAUGGGCACACGGUACACACUCACUCCAGUCGCUCAACACAAUUGAGAAGCACCUGUUGUAGUAGAAGAACUGAUAAAAAAGCUGAUAACAGAAGUAUAAAAAAUAAUGUGAUUAAGGAUUACACUAGACUUUAGACAAUGGGUGUGAAAAUUAAAUUAGUUUUAGCAGCUUUACUAGUGAUAAGUGCAAGUGUUUUGGGACAGGAUGUUAUCGUUAGUGAAACCGAACGGACUGUAAAUGACGACAUCAAUACGCAAGAUAUUCUCGUACCAGUGCCAAAUCCAGGUGUGUCCCAGGAAACCGUAGAAAGUGCACCAGAACCCGCACCAGUACAAGACGAAAUAGUCAAAGAAAAUGAGGACGAAAAACCGGUUGAAGUAAUAUCAGAAACGCAACCGUUGCAGAUAAGAAGUGGGAAGUAUCAGCUUUCAGACGACGCUUUGGUGGCUGAACAGCCUACUGAGCUGGAAGCUGUGAACAUCGCACCCAACGGAGAGCAAAGCGAGAGGCAGUUGGAAUAUCCUUAUCCUACAGAAGUGACCAGCGAAUAUGCUCACAUCGACGGCCGAGUUCUUCCGUCUAUCACGUACCGGAACAAUGGACAGGCCUACGUCAUUACGAACCAGCGGCUCGCGCAGAUCAGAUCCAACUUCCUCUACUGGUUCUACGACAUGGGAAACGAGAACGAGAAAUUCGGCGACUAUCAGAGGGAUAUCCACACCUCCACACCACAGAUCCAUAAGAAUUUCAACUUUCAGCUACCGUUCUUUGGGUUUAGAUUCAAUUACACUAGACUUUCCAUGAACGGAUACAUCUACUUCAGUGAUCCUCCAGAUCAUUAUACGUAUCCCCUUUCAUUCCCGACGAGGGACUGGCCUAACGUGAACGAUCCUUCAUUCAUCGGCAUCUUCUUCAGCAAAUGUCGUAUCGGCAACAUCCGCCCUGAUGACAUCGAUCAGAGGAGACCUGGUGUCUACUUUAGAUUGGACAGAGAUUUACAGACGAGAAAAGAUCAGUUGGGAGUUGAGAUGCGUGAACGAGUAACCUGGGAUAUUCGUGAAGGUGUGAUCGGAUCUGAGAAUUUCUUCCCCAAACAUGCCAUCACCAUCACGUGGAAGAACAUGUCUUUCGCUGGUGGUAUCGAUAACUCCUUGUUUGUGACAAACACCUUCCAAAUGGUAUUGGCUACAGAUGAAGUGUUCACUUACGCUAUUUUCAAUUAUCUUGAAGUCAAUUGGAUCUCACAUACAGAAGCGGGUGGUGAUACAACUACUGGCGAGGGCGGUGUACCAGCAUAUAUUGGAUUCAACGCUGGUAACGGAACUCGAAGCUACGAAUAUAAACCAUACUCCCAAGAGUCAGUUCUACGUGAUCUUACUGGCAGAGGUUGGGCCAAUGGUUUCCCUGGUCGCCACAUCUUCCGAAUCGAUGAAAACAUACUCAUGGGCACAUGUAACAAAGAUAUUGAUGGCGCUAACUUACCGCUUAUGUUUGCACCGGAGAGCGGGAGUAUGCUGGGUGGAACCGUCGUGAAUAUCACGGGACCCUGCUUCAAUCCCAACGAUCGUAUCACAUGUCGCUUCGACACGGAGUCCGUGGUAGGGGCAGUGGUAGACGUCAACAGAGCUGUUUGCGUCCAGCCGAGAUUUUAUCACAAUGGAUAUGCUAGGUUCGAAGUCGCCAUCAACAAUGAGCCUUUCAAGUGGAAAGGCAGGUUUUUCGUAGAAACACCAGCGACUGCCACCGAGAAAAUAUUCUUCCCAGACGAUGCCAUCCACCAAAGAAAUCCACCAGAAGUCAAAAUCACUUGGAAUCGUUUCAACUUGACCACGAACCUAAACGUUCACCUACAGAUCAGCUUGUGGGGCUACAAGGAGGUCACAAUCAGGCCUCAGUUGGAAUUCAUAGACAUGAUCGAGAGCGGGGUAGCCAACACAGGAGAAUACAUCAUUAACCCUCAAAACUUCAGAAACAGAGAUAACAUAAUGCAUAAUGACAUGCAAUUUGGUUUCAUUCAAAUCAACUUGACAACUCCUGAAGUAUACAAAGGAAUCUCAAUUUCACCUAUCCUAUGGAGUCGCCCGAUUCCACUGGCCUGGUAUUUCGCUCCUCAAUGGGAGAGGCUCUGGGGUGAGCGGUGGCCACAAUCUAUGUGCAACAACUGGCUUCGCAAUGACCGUUUCUUGAAAAACUUCGCUUCUCAAAUUCCCAUAUGUCCCUGCACACUGGAACACGCUAUACUUGACAAAGGUCGUUUCAUGCCAGAUUUACAUUGCGACAGAGACACGAAUCCAACCUGUAGAUACCACUGGGGUGGUAUACACUGUGUUAGGAGUGGAGGACCAAGUGCUGAGGGAUCAGGUCAACAGUGCUGCUACGACAAGAAUGGAUUCCUCAUGCUGUCAUACGACCAGAUGUGGGGUUCCAGACCGCACCGAUCGCACGAUUUUGGCUUCACUCCAUACAACGAAGCUAACAAGGUCCCAUCAUUGUCUCAUUGGUUCCAUGAUAUGAUUCCUUUCUACCAAUGUUGCGCUUGGCAAGAAGAACAAGCGGUUGGCUGCGAAACAUUUAGGUUUGAACGGCGACCAUCUCAAGAUUGUGUAGCUUACCAAGCCCCAGGAGUAGCAGGCAUCUUUGGUGACCCUCACAUUGUAACAUUUGACGAUCUUCAUUACACUUUCAACGGCAAAGGUGAAUACGUUCUGGUACGAGUAGAUCAACCACACUUGAAACUGGAUGUUCAAGGCAGAUUUGAGCAAGUCCGCAGGAAUAUACAUGGUGCAGUCAACGCCACUCAUCUCACAUCCAUAGUUGCAGCAUCUAACAACUCCGUGCCUAUUGAGGUUCGUAUCCGUCCAAGACAUGCACAAUGGAGAUAUAGGCUCGAUGUUUUUGCUGACAAUAAGCGUGUUUAUUUUGAUAGAACCGCUCUGAGAGUGCAAUAUUUCCCAGGCGUGACCGUAUACCAACCUAUGUAUAUUCUGAACCAGUCGGAAAUCGUAAUCAUGUUCUCGUCUGGAGCUGGUGUGGAAAUCGUGGAGAAUAGAGGCUACAUGACGGCCAGAGUUUACCUCCCUUGGACUUACAUGAAUCAAACGCUUGGUCUUUUUGGCAAUUGGUCCCUUGACAUAAACGAUGACUUUACUAGACCUGAUGGAACUCGUGUCCCGAUUGAUCUCAACAACUUCCAAUCAGCACACAGAGACUUUGCGCAAUAUUGGCAACUAACUGAUCGCGAGCAAAAGGACAUAGGAGUGGCGCUCUUCAGCAGGGAAUACGGUCGAACAGCCGCCUACUACAAUGACAACCUGUUCCAACCGAACUUCGUGCGAGAACCAGCAGAAUUCCUCCCUCCAAACCGAACCCACGACGUCCUCAGAGCCAUGGAGAUUUGCCAGGACUCCUACCAAUGCCGAUACGAUUACGGGAUGACCCUGGAUAUAGACAUGGCCACUUUUACGAAGAACUAUCUGUCUUCACUUGUGAAUAUAAAAGAACAGGCGAGACGAAGGGUUGUAAGUUGCGGCAUUUUGGAGACUCCUCGGUUCGGAAGAAAGAGUAACUUUUUCUUCACACCCGGAACUAGGGUGAGCUUCGAGUGCAAUCAGAACUUCAUUCUCAUCGGUGACAACCGCCGGGUUUGCGAGGCAGACGGACGCUGGAAUCUUCCCGAUUAUGGCUAUACUGAGUGCUUGCGCAACCAAGAGUACUCUCAACGCGCCCUGUUUCUAACUUGGGGCGUCAUUCUGGCAAUUAUUCUACCUUUGGGACUGUUGAUGUGCCUCUUGUGGUUUUGGUGCUACCAGAAGCCGAAGUCCGAAGGCAAAGAGACUUUCAGCUUCGCGGAUAUACCGCGAUCCAAAUCAGCCUCUCGACUUAAUCUUAGAUCAGCCUCCAUGGGGAACAUCACUGAUACUAUGAAUUCAUCUACAUUACGUAGUCAGGACUCAGAGGAAAAACCAAAACUCCCUGAUACUCCCGUUGAAGAAUCUGCUCCAAUUCUCAAAAGUAACAGGGCCGCUCCUCCUCCCCCUGAACCCCAAGAUGGCGAAAGUUCAGGCCUAGGAUACACGGACUCAAACAAAAGUGACUCUGGAAAAUCAGACAAAUCCUCCUUACCUAAAAAGCGACGUUAUGACAAAACUUAUAGAACACACGAGCCGCUACCCAACGCGCCCGAUGUUGAAUUCCCCGAGAAACUUUGGGACUUGUCUGAAGAGGACCUUCUCUCUUUAACAUCUCCUUCUGAGUCAGACUCCAAUCGAGACUCGACUCUGACCCGUCCCGCAAAAGAUAUAGAAUACGUAAGCAAGCCGCGGCAACAGGGCCGUCAUGCUCUCGCGAGUGACUCAGGGUAUUCAACUAAAGACGGCUCCGAAGAUCCUUACGGACGAAAGUACGAUAACGCGUACAGUCCUAUUCCGUCCCCCACUUAUUCUGAGAUUUAUUCUCCUGCUAUGAGUCCCACUUCCGACAGUCCCAGGAGUACGUUUAACAAUCCCGGUUUACCGGAACCACCAAAGAGUGCUCCACCAACUGAUGAGAUUAAAACUUUCACACUUCCCCCGCAAAGAGGAAAGUCAGUAGAAACUUUGAUUGACCCUCCUGUGGCUGAAAUGCCAACAUUUAGUAGCCGCUCAACUAUGGUUUGAGAUUUCGUUCUCUGAAAAUCCCUUACAUUUCUAUCGAGCAAUGAUAAUUCUUUUUAAUAAGAUGGUUAGAUAGAUAUGUAGUUAUUAGUAUUAAAUAUACUUUGACCACCGCAUACGCUCAGAUAGUUUUAAUUUAGACUGUACACUGCCCUCAAAUGACAUGUUAUGGGAGUAUCAGGGCGUUAGUUUUUUAUAUAGAAGUAUUAUAAUUAGUAUUAUUACAAGGCACAAUAACAUUAGAUUAUUGCACUAAAAUGUAUACGUUUCUAGUAUUUUUUUAUAUUGUUUUCUUUUUUUAUCGUUUGUGCAGUUCAAACUUUUUAUUUAUUGAUGUUACAAUUAUUUAGAGAUUUUAUUGAAUAAAUUAUAAAAACUUGAUUUAUUUAUAAAUCACCAUGAGAGGAAAUUUCUGUUCCCAAAGGUAGAAUAAUAUCGAUAUUGAUUUAAUUCUGAUGUCUUUGUUUUUACUUCUGCAAAGGAUCGAUAAGAAAGCAAGAAAUAAAUUUAACAAACCACGUGUUGGUGGAAUAGAAAUUUUCUCUAUCAAGUGAUGUGUUUUAUUUCGUAAAAAGUUACCUUUGUACAUUGCUUGCUUUCUUAUCUUGUAUACACAAUAGAAUCUGGGUCACAAAAUAAGGUGAGUAACUAUUUUUUUAUUUGCUUUGUUUCGAGAUUAUACCUAGUUGAGAUAAAUGUUCGUUAUCAAUAUUUUUCGUGUCAUUAUAACUGCAAAUUAAUUUUGUUUCAGUUAUAAAAUAAUUAGUAAAUUUGCAAAUCGUCUUCUCAACUUUUCUUCAUUCAAAAUUUAUUCAAUAAAACUUAUUGUUUGUUUGUCCUGAGUGAUCGAUGUAAUUUUUUAAUAUUUUUAUAAACACGUUGCAUCGCCGCUGCAAUCUUUCAAAUAAAAACUUGAAACUUUGUAGUACCUUGGUCCUCAUCAUCAAAAAGAUUGAUUUUUAUAACAUAAUUUUCCAAAAACAAUUUUGCAAUUCCCAACAGGCAAACAAGAAUAUUCUUCACGAACGCUAGGUCUCACAUGGGGCAUCAUUACCGCUGUAAUGCUUCCCAUAGUGAUAGUGCUGAUAUGCGUCGGCUGGCGAAUCCUCAAGCGAAGAAAGGCUGAGGAAAAGGAAGAGAAUGACUUCUUAACCAUCAAGUCCCGCGCCAUCGACCCGGACGAGUCGAUGAAGAUCAACUCCGACGACGAGAGCAUUCCCUACAAGAAAGACUUACCCGAGGAGAGCCCUGAACCCACAGAGCCGGCUCUGGUGAUCGACAGUCCUGCAUCAUCGGGUUAUCCUUAUGGGGAGGCGUAUAACAGCCCUGGGUCUAUGCCACCGCCUCCACCAAUGGGGUUACAGCAGUCUUCGCCAAUGGGAUUGCAGCAAUCUCCGACAUUGGGGCUGCAGGAGCCGUCGACAUUAGGGCUACCACAGAGCCGGCGGUGGGACGGCGAAACGGAGAUAAAUUAGAGAUAUUUUUUUCUAAUAUCGUUAUUUAGGAGGAUACACUUUUAAUAAAUAACCCAUCGGAUAACUUAGAAUAGCGUUUAUUUUUAUUGUAGCAUAAAUAAUUGAAUAUCUAGAAUACAAAUGAUAUCAUAGUACAUGGUAAAAAGUAAAAUUUUAUUUUAGAACCCUUUUAUAAUUUUAAAGUCCCGCGGUCCCGCAGCAAUUAAUUAAAUCACAUUUGGUUAUUUCAUAGUUUUCAGUGUUUUCGUUGUAUGGACUUCAGUGAAACUUUCAUUUCUAAGUUAUUAGGUAUUCAAUUAUUUUAUUUAAGCGUCUAAAAAUUUAUAAAUACAGCUUAAAAAUGAUUCAAUGUGAUAAAAAGUUAUGAAGACUAGAUAAAACCGAAUAACCUCUUAGGAGUAUAUUUCUUAGAAAGCGGACAUAUUUUUUUCUAUGUUUAAGUAUUUAUCCACCUAAAACGUUUUGAGUACCUAAGUACCUACCUACUUCAAAGUUGUGUCAGAUGAUCAUGAUAUCAGCUAUUCCGAGUUUUAUAUUAGAUGUACGACAAAAGUCGUCAAAUUUAAGAUUACUUUUUGUGUAAUGGUUUUUGAAUAAAUAAGAAUAAAAUAAGUAAUUAGAUGCAUUUUAUUUUGUAUAAUAUCUAUGUAAUUCAUUAAUUUAUAAUAAGUAAAGCCAUUUUUACACAUUUAAAUCGUAUGAGUUGUAAGAUGCCCUAUUUUAUAUGAAAGAAUUUCACGUUUUUUUUCCAACGCAGUCAUUGCGUGCCAUUGCGUAAUCAGUACAAAAUGAACAUGACAUUAUCUCCCAAACCCCAUUAAGGAAUAUUUUCCACCAAAAGUUUAUAGUACCUAUGUUUACCUUUACGUGACUUUAGUUGUGCAAAAAUUAGUCAGUUUUAUUAAAUGGGAACCUAUAUUUCUAAUUUAAUUAUUAUACUUAUGUAAGGUUUGAUGUAAGUUUUAAAUAAAAAGUACAAAGACAG
Chilo suppressalis (striped riceborer) is the source of this 8003-nucleotide messenger RNA. NCBI's taxonomy places the organism in Eukaryota, Metazoa, Arthropoda, Insecta, Lepidoptera, Crambidae. The record is from the annotation of a GenBank genome assembly.